UAUACUUGGAUUGAUAUUAAGAUGAUUAGAUGAAGUUGAUUCCUCGAUGAGUUAAAGUUUUAUUGAAAGUGAUUUUCUUCUAAUAGUCGAUAAGUUCGUUGGAUUAAUGCAAUGAAAUCGUUAAGUGGAAUCGUUUUCCAAUUGCUCAUGAUAACGGCAAUAACUGCAACUUUACGUGAGAUUCAAUUCUUUACAAAAUUAUACGAAAAUGAUAUUCCAAGAGCAGUUUUCAUGAAACUCAUUGAUCGACGCAUGAAAACGAUAAACGAAUUCAAAGAAACAUCCAAUUUAACCGAGAUCGAGACAGACUAUUGCGAUUCUAUUCUUCAAUCGCUGCAGUUGCUUCAAAAUUUAACCGAUGAAUCUGAUGGAAUGCAAAAUUGUGCCAAGAACGAGACGUUCACUUUUUAUGAAAAUAUCGUCAAUUCCAUUACAUUCUCCUUUGGAAGGCGAAGAACGACCGUUGAAUACCAAUCGCCUGCAUCCAUUUCAAAACUAGUGGAAAGUGAAGAGAAGUUAAACGAUUUCCACAGAUCACUGGUAACUACUCUGAUAGAUAGUUACAUUGAUGAUAUAAAGAUGGUUAUGGAAAGUCUAAACGUCAUGGACGGAGUAAAGCACGAAAUUAACAAUCAAACUGAGCGGAUGGCUGUCAUGAUGGUUGAUCAUUUGGGUUCCAUUUCUAAAAACAUUAAAAACUUGACGACAUUGGAUGAAGUGGAUAAUGUUUCAAAAAAGCCAAUCGCUUCUGGAUACUUUAAGUUCGCUUUGCAACAAUUGGAUUUUAUUGUGAAAAAGUUUCAAACACAAUUCAAAUGUUCUCAUUAAAUCAUUUAAUAAUGAAAUUAACUGA
This is a messenger RNA of Tetranychus urticae (two-spotted spider mite), 853 nucleotides long. Lineage: Eukaryota; Metazoa; Arthropoda; Arachnida; Trombidiformes; Tetranychidae. The record is from RefSeq and is a predicted model, not a curated record.